This is a messenger RNA of Sclerotinia sclerotiorum 1980 UF-70, 1407 nucleotides long. RefSeq lists its product as hypothetical. NCBI's taxonomy places the organism in Eukaryota, Fungi, Ascomycota, Leotiomycetes, Helotiales, Sclerotiniaceae. The record is from RefSeq and is a predicted model, not a curated record. Gene Ontology annotation, cellular component: nucleus. Gene Ontology annotation, molecular function: ATP binding; cyclin-dependent protein serine/threonine kinase activity. Gene Ontology annotation, biological process: protein phosphorylation; regulation of mitotic cell cycle. The transcript is spliced from 2 exons. Bases 1 to 1407 code for a protein of 468 amino acids.
AUGUCGAGUAAAACCAAGUCGCGCUGGGCAAAUGAUGAAGAAGACGCCGCGCUAGAUUUACAACGCAAACGCGAAAAGGAAGAAAAGAAACGGCUGAAGGCCGAGAAACAGAGGAAGCUCGAUGAACAAGCUGCUGCUGCCGCGAAGACCCUCGCUCAAGCUCCCCCAGAACCAGAAAUUUCUUCCGAGAGGCCCUCGAAGCGUCGUCGUUUAUCACAUUCUCCCGCGCCUGCCCAGAAGCUCGAUUUACCACCUGCCAAACUAUUGCGCUUUCCGGCGCCCAAUUGGGGGAAAUGUCGCAGUGUGGAAGAUUAUGAGAAAUUGAAUGAUAUAGAGGAGGGAGCGUAUGGCUGGGUAUCACGCGCGAAGGAUAGUCGGACGGGAAAAGUUGUUGCGCUGAAGCGGCUGAAGAUGGAGAAUGCGAAUGAUGGGGUGCCAGUGACGGGCUUGAGGGAAAUUCAAACGUUGAUGGAUUGUGAGCAUGAGAACAUUGUGAAGUUAAGGGAAGUGGUUAUUGGGGAGGAUACAAGUAAGAUUGAGAAUAUAUUCCUCGUUCUCGAUUUCCUCGAACACGAUCUAAAAACUCUCCUCACAUCCCUCUCAGAGCCAUUCCUCCCUUCCGAACUCAAGCUGCUACUCCAUCAACUCACAACCGGGGUCGCCUACCUCCAUAACCAUUACAUCCUCCACCGGGACCUGAAGACGUCCAACCUCCUCCUCUCCAAUCGAGGGGUCCUCAAAAUCGCUGAUUUCGGCAUGGCGCGCUAUUGCGGUGAUCCAGCUCCAAAAAUGACCCAAUUAGUCGUUACUCUCUGGUACCGCAGUCCCGAACUCUUACUCGGCGAAGAACGAUACGGCAAAAGUGUAGAUAUGUGGAGCGUGGGUUGCAUAUUCGGCGAACUACUGAGCAACGACGCCUUGCUCCCGGGAAAGAACGAAGUAGAUCAACUAUCUAAAAUCUUCGAACUCCUCGGCCUCCCUACCGAAUCCACCUGGCCCUCCUUCAAGCGCCUCCCCAACGCACGCUCUCUCCGACUUCCGAAGAACCCCAAUCCCGCCACCCAAGGUUCAGUCCUGCGGUCUAAAUUCCCUUUUCUGACGUCAGCUGGAUCAUCUUUACUCUCGUCGCUUCUCAGCUUAAACCCUGCGAAACGACCGUCUGCGCAAGAUGUUUUGCAACAUGAUUAUUUUAAAGAGGAUCCCAAAAUGAAGAGUAGAGAUAUGUUUCCCACGUUUCCGAGCAAAGCGGGAUUGGAGAAAAAGAGACGGAGAGGAACUCCAGAUGCUCCUCAGAGAGGAGAGGCUCCUAAGGGACUGGGAGGUGUGUUGGAUUUUAGCGGGGUGUUUGGGAGUGCAGGGGGAGAGGAGGUUGAGAAGGGGGGCGGAUUUAGCCUGAAGCUUAUUUGA